Messenger RNA from Rhododendron vialii, 1594 nucleotides. Its product is annotated as F-box protein At3g07870-like. Bases 188 to 1285 code for a protein of 365 amino acids. NCBI's taxonomy places the organism in Eukaryota, Viridiplantae, Streptophyta, Magnoliopsida, Ericales, Ericaceae. The record is from RefSeq and is a predicted model, not a curated record. The transcript is spliced from 2 exons. Gene Ontology annotation, molecular function: protein binding.
AAUAUAGACAGCCAGGAGGGGACAACACCAAUGUUUUCCCAGGAACCCCCAAUUCGAAUUUCAAAAUAUUUAUUGGAUACCAAAGCAAGAGGAGGAUCUGUCUCCGUUGUAAAGCUUUGAAAUUUCUCUCGAAGCCUAUGGCGAACCCAUGUGAUUCUCUAUUCUGGGGAAUUACGUACAGCUAACGAUGUCAGAUUACAUACCCGAUGAACUAUUAAUUGAAAUUCUUGGAAGACUACCCGUAGCGUCUCUGCUUCGAUUCCAAUCCGUUUGCAAAUCGUGGUAUUCUCUCAUCACGAACCCUGGUUUCGUAACCAAACACCUCAUCCAAUCCAUUACAAACGGCAAAAGAAACGGCGACAAGUUUCUCGUUAGGCUUUAUGAUAUUAAUAAAGAGCGAUAUCUAUUGCUCAAUGAUGAUGACAAAUUUGGUCGUGAGUAUUUGGAAUUCAAGUUUCCAUUUAAAAUCCCAUUUGGGUAUUUUCGGGUUGUUGGUAGCUGCAAUGGGUUGCUAUGUGUAGUUGGUGAUUAUUUCACUGACAAGGCUCAGAUUAUGAUUUGGAACCCUUCGACUAGAAAGUCGGUAACUCUUCCCAUGGCCCCUAAGCCACAAGGCCCGCAUAUGUGUGUUUAUGGAUUUGGUUCCCACCCCACAACUCAUGAGUAUGGGGUGAUUAGGAUCCAGUAUGGGAUCAUUGAGAUGGGGGAAUAUGUUUUAAAACUUCCUCCAAAAGUUGAAAUUUACACACAAGGAACAAGAUCGUGGAGAGGCAUCAGUUCUGCUGUACCUUCAUAUCGCAUUGUCAACUAUAUGUGGUGUCAGGCCUUUGUUGAUGGAGCUGUGCAUUGGGUUGCCUAUGAACCUUGUGUUGGGGGUGGUGUUCGAAACUUGAUUAUGUUGUUCAAUUUGGCUUUUGAAACAUUCUGUGAGUUUAAGCUACCACCAACUCUAGCAUAUCAACCUCCACCAUCAUUAUCCAUUAAGACAUUUGGGCAAUCACUGGCUGUGUUAUGUAGUGGACCAAGGGAUGCUGGUGGCUGCUGUAUUUGGGUGAUGAAAGAAUAUGGAGUUGCAGAAUCUUGGACUAAGCUAUUCAGUUCUAAUCUACUAGGAAUGCCGAACAAGACAUUGGGGUUCAGGAGAAACGGUGAAAUUUUGCUAGCAUCAGAUAACUCUCUGGCUUCUUAUGCCCCUGGAACCAACACAUUGGCAACAACUGGAAUUAAGGGGAGUUCACGUGCAUUUUAUGUUGACCCCUUUAUGCAAACCCUUGUUUUAGUUUAAGAAAAGAGAUGAUGUGUCUUAUGACUCCUAUGGGCAGUUUAACCUUUUGUGAUGCUUGGCUACCAACUUCCAAAGAGGAAAUGGGGAUAGAGUGGAAAACACAGCAGUUAUGAAGGUUGUUAGUGAAAGCCAACGCAGUUGUGCGAAACAAUAUGUAAGGCUUUUUGUUUUUCCAUUGAAGCAAUCUAUUUCCCUCGGUAAUACUUGUUGUUCAGCGACUAGGUGCAAACUUCCAACUUUAAAAUUGUGUCAAUGGACUCACAAAUGCAAACAUUCGUUUUGAUGCCAUAACAUGUCGAGAUUGCUAUU